AUGGAAGACGUAAAACCUACGACGAGCAUUCCAACUUCGGCUCCAUUCAACUGGUGGGACUUAUUGCCACUAGUCGAAGAGCCGCGACGUAGGGCAAAGGCUCAUUGGACGCCCAAGGGGAUAAUCAUGGCCCAUCCAACAAAGCCACUCAUUCUCCAUUACCCAAACCCUCCGAAUACUAGCGAAAGCAAGCAACUACCGUCACAUCGCCGUAUAUUCGAGAACGAUGCAUUCUCUGCUGCCAAAGUACUAUCAGUCGACUCCUCUGGAGACCUUGUUUUUGCAUACUUUCCCUCGUCGAAUGGCUCAAACGCGGGUGCUUGUUGUAUAUGGGAAAAUAUGCAGUUGAAAGAAUUCUGGACUGCUGAGCAGGGUGAGGCGAUCAUCGAGUGCUGGUGGCUUGGCGAAGCUAGGCAG
Molecule: messenger RNA, 417 nt
Organism: Acaulospora colombiana
Lineage: Eukaryota; Fungi; Glomeromycota; Glomeromycetes; Diversisporales; Acaulosporaceae
Source: the annotation of a GenBank genome assembly